AUGAGCCACUUCACAAACGUCGUCGGUGGUGUAUUCAAAUUCUCCGAUGGCCACGAAAUGCCAAAAGUUGGAUUAGGAAUCUCCAGAAUCGAAACACAAGAAGCACUAGAUGUCUCUGUUGAAGCCGCGUUGAAGUCUGGAUAUCGUCUUUUCGAUACGGCGAAUUUGUACAAAAAUGAGCUCUUCCUUGGGAUUUCUUUGAAAAAAUACCUCCCAGUCUUUGGUCUCACCCGAGAAGAUGUUUUCAUCACUACGAAAGUUCGCACAUUAAAUGAAAACACAGUGGAGGAAGUGGAAAAACAACUGGCCAAUUCGCUGGCCACACUUCAGACCGACUACAUCGAUCUCCUUCUGGUUCAUUAUCCACGCGACCGUGACACUGGAAAUGAUGACGAUUAUGAAGUGAACAAGAGUAGAAGGAAGAUAGUGUGGCAGACACUUGAAAAGGCAAAAGACUCCGGAAAACUUCGCUCAAUCGGAGUAUCCAACUACGAAGUCUACCAUCUUGUGGAAAUGUUUCAAUACGCCAAACACCGUCCGGUCCUCAAUCAAUACGAAUAUCAACCAUAUCUGACUCGUCCGACACUCAAAAAGUACUGUGAUUUGAACAAUAUCGUCGUUCAAUCCUACUCUUCUCUCUGUUGGGGAGAUCAAAACAUUCUCCAAGAGGAUAUUAUCAUCCAACUCUGCCAGAAGUACAAUCAAACACCACAAGCUAUUCUGUAUGCCUUCGCAUACUGUAGCAACACCUCUAUGAUUCCAAAAUCUGCGACACCUUCGAGGAUUCAUGACAACUUACACAAUACAAUCAAAAUUCAACUUACUGACGAGGAUCUGAAGUCACUUCGUGCACUCGACAAAGGAAAGUCAUUCCUACCAAUCGGUCAGACAUGGAGAUCAUUCCGAUCUCGUGGCAAUUGGGUUCGUUUUCGAGAGUAUUUGGCACCAAUGCUCUCGCCAAUAGAAGGGAUUGAGUCCCUAGUGUUGAUCAAGAUCAUAUUUUUGACGUCAACACCGGUGGACUCCAGGAUCAAACGGAUUCUCGGCCGUCGAGGCGCUUACCAUCUGGAUGACCGGAUUGUGCUCUUCGAGAAAUUGUGA
Messenger RNA from Caenorhabditis remanei, 1101 nucleotides. RefSeq lists its product as uncharacterized. Bases 1 to 1101 code for a protein of 366 amino acids. The transcript has 8 exons. NCBI's taxonomy places the organism in Eukaryota, Metazoa, Nematoda, Chromadorea, Rhabditida, Rhabditidae. Gene Ontology annotation, molecular function: oxidoreductase activity. The record is from RefSeq and is a predicted model, not a curated record.